AUGGAUGCCGCCGCUGGAAACUGGAGGCUAAUAAUCUAUUCGCUUCGACUCAAAGCCUCCCUGCCCGACAAAGGAGACGCAUCUGGAGUCGGAACGAUCACCAGUGGCCAUAGUGAAGGGCGAUCCGCCGGUAGCGAUAGUCACUCCGGGCCCAAUCGAGGGACGCUUCAGUCCCAUCGCCAGGUUUGCCAUCGAGGCCCGCCGCUCAGCCGCUCCGAUCACCGUAUUCAGCUCGAUGAGGUCCUUACUGGUGCCCUUUCCGAUCGUGAAUGUGACGCGCUUUGGUGA
Messenger RNA from Dibothriocephalus latus, 288 nucleotides. The record is from the annotation of a GenBank genome assembly. NCBI's taxonomy places the organism in Eukaryota, Metazoa, Platyhelminthes, Cestoda, Diphyllobothriidea, Diphyllobothriidae.